Molecule: messenger RNA, 3517 nt
Organism: Physeter macrocephalus (sperm whale)
Lineage: Eukaryota; Metazoa; Chordata; Mammalia; Artiodactyla; Physeteridae
Product: zinc finger protein 420
Exons: 3
Coding region: 692-2758 (688 amino acids)
Biological process (GO): regulation of transcription by RNA polymerase II
Cellular component (GO): nucleus
Molecular function (GO): DNA-binding transcription factor activity, RNA polymerase II-specific; RNA polymerase II cis-regulatory region sequence-specific DNA binding
Source: RefSeq, a predicted model, not a curated record
CUAAAUGUGUUCAUUUUAAGUAGUUGUAAGCCUAAGUGUUUAACUAUUUGAGCCUUCUAUGUAGCUGUGUAUGGUCAUUAACAUAUUAACAUUUAACAGUUGGUCAUUAUCUCUGUUUUUGGCAUAAUGUAUAUAAGUGUGUUUUAUUACCUAUAAGUUUCAUUUCAGAAACAGUAAAGAAGUUGUAAAUGUUUCCUCUUUGUAUAUAGAGAGAGCAUUGAGUUUGACCAGGGUAAGAAUCACCACCUGUAUCUCCCCUGCUUAGUGUAUAUUUUGGGGAUGGGAGAAAGAGACAGGAAGAGGAGAACAACAAAGAUAAUUCUAGGGCUUCCCUGGUGGCUCACUGGUUGGGAGUCCGCCUGCCGAUGCAGGGGGCGCGGGUUCGUGCCCCGGUCCGGGAGGAUCCCACUUGCCACGGAGCGGCUGGGCCCGUGGGCCAUGGCCGCUGAGCCUGAGUGUCUGGAGCCUGUGCUCCGCAGCAGGAGAGGCCACAGCGGUGGGAGGCCCGCAUACCACCCCGCCCCCAAAGAAACCAAAAAAAGAUAAUUCUAACUUACCCAUUUGGAGCUUUGCAAAUAGCAUGGUCUAAUGCUUCUGUUUCUCCUCCCCAGUACUGCCUUUUCCAGACUCUGUGCUUCUCUAAGAUAGGAACCCAGAAGAUGAUCGAUCAUUUCUUGCAGCUGUAAAAACCAUGGCUCAGAGAUCAGUGAUGUUCAGGGAUGUUGCCAUUGACUUCUCUCAGGAAGAGUGGGAAUGCCUGGACUCUGCUCAAAGGGAUUUGUAUAGAGAUGUGAUGUUGGAGAACUAUAGUAACUUGGUGUCACUAGACUUGCCUUCAAGGGGUGCAAACAAGGACUUAACUCCAAAAGAGGAUACUUAUGAAACAGAAUUAUCCCAAUGGGAAAUGAGUGCCCGGCUUGAAAACUGUGAUCUUGAGGAGUCCAAUUCCAGAGAUUAUUUGGAAGUCAAAGGCACACUGGAAAAGCAACAAGAAAAUCAGGAGGAAUAUUUCAGUCAAGGGAUGAUCAUAUAUGAAAAAAUGUCUAUUUUCAAUCAGCAUACUUAUUUAUCUCAACUUCCCAGGUGUCAUUCUACUGAGAAACCCUAUAAAUGUAAGGAAUGUGGGAAGGCUUUUAGACGAGCCUCACACCUAACUCAACAUCAGAGUAUUCAUACUGGUGAAAAACCCUAUGAAUGUAAGCAAUGUGGGAAGGCCUUUAGUCGUGAUUCACAACUCAGUCUUCAUCAGAGACUUCAUACUGGUGAGAAACCCUAUGCAUGCAAGGAAUGUGGGAAAGCCUUUACUCAGAGCUCACAACUUAUUUUACAUCAUAGGAUUCAUACUGGUGAAAAACCAUAUAAAUGUGAAGAAUGUGGGAAAGCCUUUAUUCGAAGCUCACAACUCACCCGACAUCAAAAAGUCCAUACUGGGGAGAAACCUUAUGAAUGUAAAGAAUGUGGGAAGGCCUUUACUCAGAACUCACAACUUACUCUGCACCAGAGACUUCAUACUGGUGAGAAACUCUAUGAAUGUAAAGAAUGUAGAAAGGUCUUUACACAGCUCUCACAACUUAUUCUUCAUAAGAGAAUUCAUACCGGUGAAAAACCCUAUGAAUGUAAGGAAUGUGGCAAAGCUUUUAUUUGUGGCUCACAGCUUUCUCAACAUCAGAAAAUUCAUAAUGGGGAAAAGCCAUACGAAUGUCAGGAAUGUGGAAAGGCUUUUAUUCGCGGCUCAUUACUUAUGCAACAUCAGAGGAUUCAUACUGGUGAAAAACCCUAUAAAUGUGAAGAAUGUGGGAAGGCCUUUAUCCGUGGCUCACAGCUUACUCAACACCAGAGAAUUCAUACCAAUGAGAAGCCCUAUGAAUGUAAGGAAUGUGGAAAGACCUUUAGUCAUGGCUCACAACUUACUCAACAUCAGAGAAUUCAUACUGGCGAGAAACCCUAUCAGUGUAAAGAAUGUGGAAAGGCCUUUAAUCGUGGCUCCCUCCUUACUCGACAUCAAAGGAUUCAUACUGGUGAAAAACCCUAUGAGUGUAAAGAAUGUGGAAAGACCUUUAGUCGUGGCUCAGAACUUACUCAACAUGAGAGAAUUCACACUGGUGAGAAACCCUAUGAGUGUAAUGAAUGUGGGAAGUCUUUUAUUCGUGGCUCACAGCUUACUCAACAUCAGAGAAUUCAUACUGGUGAGAAACCCUAUGAAUGUAAAGAAUGUAGAAUGGCCUUUACGCAGAGUUCACAUCUUUCUCAACAUCAGAGACUUCAUACUGGUGAGAAACCCUACAUAUGUAAUGAAUGUGGGAAGGCCUUUGCUCGUGGCUUACUACUUAUACAGCAUCAGAGAAUUCAUACAGGUGAGAAACCAUAUCAGUGUAAGGAAUGUGGGAAGGCCUUUAUUCGUGGUUCACAACUUACUCAACAUCAGCGAAUUCACACUGGAGAAAAACCCUAUGAAUGCAAGGAAUGUGGGAAGGCCUUUAGUCACGGUUCUCAACUUACUCUACAUCAGAGAAUCCAUACUGGUGAGAAACCCUAUGAAUGCAAAGAGUGUAGAAAAGCCUUUACUCAGAGCUCACAUCUUUCUCGACAUCAGAGAGUUCAUACUGGUGAGAAACCAUAUCAGUGUAAGGAAUGUGGGAAGGCCUUUACCCGUGGUUCACAACUAACUCAACAUCAAAGGGUUCAUAUCAGUGAGAAAUCUUUUGAAUAUAAGGAAUGUGAAAUAGACUUCAGUCAUGGCUCACAAGUUUAUAUAUGAAUUAUCUGAUGCUUGUGACUAAUAUAGAGAGCCUUCUCUGGUCAUUAAUUCAUUAUCAUCAAAGAAUUCUUAAAAUGUGAAUAUGCAAACACAUUUGCUUCAUAAAGUUCAGCAUCAGUGAAUUUGUAUGGGGGAAAGAUAAUGAUAAUGUAAUCCAUGUAGAAAAACCUACUAAACUUUAGCAAAUUAUAAUAGAGAAUAAUUCUGUUAAUGUAAAUAUAGGAAGACUUUUAGCCAUAGCAUGUCUUUUUCAACAUUAUCUUGACUCAGUUGAUUUCCUUUGUGACAUUUAACAUGAUAAUUAACCACUGCUUUGGUUUAAUCAAUUAUCAGAUAGACCUAAGACUAAUUCCUUAUAAGAUUCUUGGAAGUAUUAUGUAAGUUAUUACAUAAUAAAGUUCUUAGGACAGUGCCUUCAACAUAGCAUAUCACAGAUAUAAGCUAUCAUUAUGACUCAUGUUAUCUUAGAGAAUUUGCAUGAAAGGAGGACAUUUAUUAGUAUAAUGAAUGUUGAGAAUCUUUCAUUAACAUUUAACCCUGAUUUUUUGAGUGGGGGGCACUGUAUGCUAUAAUGAAUAUGAGAAAGCUUUCAUUCACAUCUCAUCCCAUAUGCUGUAUGAGGAAAUUCAUAGUAUAAAAAAAAAAACCUGUACAUUUAAUCAGUGGAUUGUUGAAGAGGUGUGAAGUGAAUUGUAACAAAGUCCAAAAGCUUAUAUUUUCUACCAUCUCUGACCACAGUUCAAGAAUGUUACUUAGAAA